Physcomitrium patens is the source of this 2457-nucleotide messenger RNA. RefSeq names its product F-box/kelch-repeat protein At5g15710. Gene Ontology annotation, molecular function: protein binding. Lineage: Eukaryota; Viridiplantae; Streptophyta; Bryopsida; Funariales; Funariaceae. The record is from RefSeq and is a predicted model, not a curated record.
UCAUCAUCCCACUCCCUUGCCCCAGAUCCCCCCCUUGCCAACAAACUCAGACUUGUUGCGCCACCUCCACAGCUCACCUUUGCUUCGUAAAUUGAUGACGAUCUCCGCGUCGUCGUCGUAGUUGUUGUUGUGGUCGGUACAGACGUGCUGUGUUAGUGCUGGUCAGUCUGUUGUGAUAAGCGUGGUUGGGUUUGAUAUCGGGCUGCGUGGACCAGUUUGGAACGGCGUGUAUGUUGUUUGGGAUUGCAGUGCAGAGGGCGAGAGAGAGAGGGGUGGGGUGGUUUGGUAGAGUUCACGGAGUUUGGAGUGUCGGACUGUGGAGUUCGAAUGUGAGCGGUCGUGGUGUAAUUUGGUAGAGAGUUAAGACAAAAGGGUCCGGAAAAGGGAGACUCAAGGAGUGUGCAGUAAUAUCAGGGAUUUUGAGAGGAGUGAGUUGGGGUUUGGAGCGACUGCUGCUAUUUUCCUGGUUGUGUCCAGAUGAGCAGAAGUGUGUUCCUGGAGUGGUUGUGUUUGAUGAUUGCCGACCAGCCAGCUAGAGUUUGAUUUUCGGAGAAUUCAGACGGAUCCAGACCUCAAGAUCUUGAACUUUUCCCCUAUAAAUCCCUUGGAACUACCAUAACCCCUGAUCGGACACGCAAUUGUGCAAAUACUCGUGUCAGUUACCUACGCCACAAAUUCCUCCACGAAUUCUGCAAAUAUUUCAAACUGAUACAAUGCCUGGGAUAAACAUCAACCUGGCGAAUCCGUCAUUGAGUACCAGCCUCAUUGAGCUGAAUCAACAGCAAUUGUGGAUGGACCCUGACCUGUGGGGUACUCUGCCGGAGCCCCUGAUAGAACUUAUCCUCGCGUAUCUCCCCCUCCCCAAGCUCCUGCAAAUGCGAUCCCUUUGCAGGAAGUGGAAUUGUCUUUUGCAGUCGCCCAAUUUUCUCGACGCACAGCGCCGCACUGCUGCGCAAUGCCACUUCUAUGUGGUCACGGUCUCCGAGCCUGCUUUCUCGGCGUUCUCAUAUUACCAGAAAGGACCGGAGCUUCACUACCUCCGCAGCUCCUCACUCUACUGCCACACCUCGCAAACUUGGUUCAACUUGUCUCUGAACUUUCUUCCAUUCUCGGAUCUAUACGUGACGUCCGUGGGAGGCGGAUUAAUCUGUUUCGUGGCGUACAUGGGCAAGUCCAACGUCACAACCCGAGAGGUUGUGAUUGGAAUCGCCAACCCUGCAACCCGCACUUGGAGGCUGCUCCCCCGGUGGGAAGACAACACCGUGUGCCGCAAUCUGCCAAAUUUUGUGGCGAUGGUGGUGGACAAUUUCACCCGCCAGUAUAGAGUCGUGGCGAUAGACUACGACAAGACCUGCACUUACAUGUACAGCUCGGUAAGCAUGUCAUGGGCGGAGAGCAAAGACGUCCCGACGCAACACAACUUUCCUUACUACGAUCGCACGCCGUCACAGGCGGUCGUGACAUCGACGAACAAGCUGGUGUGCACCACGCAGUGCAAGUCCGGCGUCUCGAUUUACGACAUGGACACGGGGCUGUGGGAUUCUUACGAAGUCCACCUGCCCGGAAUGCACAGCAAUGUGCACCUUGUGCAGCACCGAGGUCGCAUUCUCAUGAUCAGCAGGAUCAUGAAGGCGAAGUACGAAGGCUCCGACAGAGUGCAGAUCUCGGAACUCGAACGCAAGGAUUUGCGCGUGACCAAGGCCUUAGACGAGGUGCCAGUCGGUCCUUCCAAGCACUUUUUGGACCACUUCAAGGUGUGUGAUAUUGUUGGACCCAAUGACGACUCACAACAUGGCAUGUGCUUUGUCUCUGUGAUCACUGGCGAAAGGUGGGUAUAUGACUUGGAAGGGAGGUUCUGGCGCAUCAUGCCCAGCUGGCCCCGAGCGAGGAGCAAGAGCAUGGCAGCUUACGGUGGGUUCUCGAUCCAGUUGCGAGUCGACAUACAACCUUGAAGACACACAGUUUCAUCUCGAACGAUAGGUCUCGAUCUCGAGAUCGUUUCUCAUCAUCGCAACAAAUCGACAUUAAUCUUCCACCAUUACUUUUGUAAAAAAUUGCCUUUUGCCUCGAGAAACCUAAAGAUCAUUUCCAAUCUGACAUUUUAUGUAACGAUUAGCUCUAGGUUGAAGCCAGAAGCUGGUCGAUUGUCUGAAACUGUACAAAGGAGGUUAAUACUUACGUCUUCAUGAAGGGCUACUAUCGUUAAUGUGAGUAUAAUGCAAGUUAUAAUGCGGAGUUGUCAGGUGUAGAUAGACGAUGUCGUGGUCAUCUAUCAGACUAGUUGCAACGAAACCAAGUAUUUGUAGCUACUGUUCACAUUCCGGGUCACUCAUUGCAAGCUUGAGUGAUGCAAUCCACCGUGUAUAGACAGUUCUGUUUUUGCUAACUUGUUAAUAUUUUGAUGAAGAUCCCUUACUAUUGCAAGGGGGCCGUAUCAUUUUAAAGAUCAUUUCUGAA